GUACAAGCUGUAGAGGUGUCUCAGGAUGGGAGCGAGAGAUCCUUUGUGGAGAGGUCCCACAGUACGCGGUGUAACAAGUUGGGUGGAUUCCUGGAGCAAUUGGAAAGGGACAGGUUGCAAAGAGAGACGUGUCCCAGGACUUUGUACAGGGGAACAGUUUGGGGGUGGGUGUCCCUGGACUGCGUGUGUGUGUGUGUGUGUGUGUAUGUGUGUGUGUGCAGUGUCACUUAAGGUAUCCUGGAGCUGUGGGGAUCACCUAGUUUUUUUCCCGUGGAGAACGGAUUAUUGGGCCUUUGGCAUCCUGGGGGAAGUGUUGACCACGUAAACGUUGCAGACGCCCCCCCAGGCUCCUUCCUUCUGUGGCCCCAGCCCCUGAGCCGUGCUGAUAACCAAGCCAGUCGGUGGCCUCGCUCAUGUGCCUCCUCCCAUCUUCGUUUUUGAUCAUGUCUCCACAGCCUUAGAAAUAAGGAAUCUUCUACAACUGCCUUUAUAUUCCUUCAGAUGUAUCUGUCUUUAAGCAAAUCCAACCUACAAACGUUGGGCUUAUUCAACAGCUUAAAUUAAAACCUGAAUUUCCCAAUUGAUUUACUAUGGGAUUCUUUCAGAGAACAAGUUCCCCAGGACAUUUAACACUAGUUAGUUUAUGGGGAAAAAAAUCAGCUUAAUUCCACAAAUACUGCGUUAAAUUGUCCGCUAUGCUCAAAACACUGUGUUGUGGGAAAUAUCAGAGAAGAGCAAGACAAGGCCCUUACCCUCAAGGAACCUUGUCUAGCUGGGAAGAUGGGACAUAUGCCUGUGAAAUAGGCCACGGUUUUAGGGAAGAACUGUCGGCUGAGGACUAGGCUUUCACUAUUGUUCUGCGCUGUCUGACAUGAUGGGACCAGGCAGACAAGCUUCAACCUGUGUUCAUCUAGCAUCCGGUGUCCAGCUAGAUGGGAGGAGUGACGCCACGAGACUUCAGACCCAGCACCAGCUGCAGUUUAAUAAGAAUGUUCCUACACAUUCAAGCAAUUUGGCAACCCACUAUUCUUGCCCACAUGCAAUCAGAAUUGAAAAACUGAAGCACUCAUACAAUGAGUCGUACCAUUGUAAAGAUUUGGAUUUUAGAGAUGGUCCUGACCUAAGCAGUUCUGUUUCGUUUUCUGUCAUCUCGGAAGAGAGACUUAGCUAUGCUGUCCAUCUAGCCAAAAGAGAUGUGAAACGAAGACAAUUGGAAGAACAUAUAAAAGCACACCAUCUCAGAAGUCAGCCCCAAAUCUCUCCGAGAUGUGGACACACUAACCAUAAAGUAUCAGACCAUAGGGUGGAAAGGAAAGAGUCGAAGAGUCAAGAAGUCUGUCGUUGCAGCCACCAGCCAUCCAAAGUAGAAAUUUCCAGCUCAGGUGCCAAGGUAUACCUGUACACAUCUCGUCCAGGACAGUCAGAUCUGACCAUGCCGAAUUUGCCAACCACCCAUGAUCCAGAACUUCAGCCACAUGCCAGGACAGGUGACCAAAAAAGCCUACGUGACCACAAAAGCCUGCUAGAAGUUCAGCGACUCCAGAAAGAAUUGAGCAGUUGUAUCCAUAAAAUUGAAGAAGUAACUAUAAAAGAUAGAAUGGAAGAAGCCUUGGAUCCAGACAUGGAGCGGCGAAUCCGUGUCAGGAGGCAGGAACAAGCUGUUCGUUCUGCCCGGACGCUGUAUGUCCUCCAGCAGCAGGUGAAAGAAAUCCAGGAAGAAUUGGAUAAAUUGAGUCCACAUAAAAUUAAACACACUAAGAAGUCAUGGGCAAUGUCCAGGCUGGCAGCUGCCCAUCGCGGAGCCAUUCGGGCCUUACAGAUGUUUGUGACUCAGUUUACUGACCAAGGGGAGCACUCAGUUUCUGCUCGGUGUAGGGAGCUGGGCAGUCUUAUCCGCCAGCUGUCACUCUGUUCUGCCAAGCUGAAUGCUGAUUCUUCUGUCCCGGAUGUGGUGAUAGAUAUCCUGCAACAAAUUGAGGCUUUGGAAUCCCUCCUGGAAAAGAAACUGUCGCCAAAAAAGGUGAAGAAGUGUUUCGGUGAAGUCCGGAGCGGAUUUCCUGUUGGUAGCCAAAGGGCCCUAGAGAGACAGCGAAGCGCAUCGCCAAAGAGCGAGAGGAGACCCCUCGUAGCAAAGGAGAUAUUUCCACGGGAAACAAGACGACCUUCCGUGGCAAAGAAGCUUCUUGCUGAUAAGUGUCAACCUGAUAAAGAGCUUCCAGUGACCCAGAGGUUGGAGAAUGAGUUUGAUGCGUUAGAUGCGGAUAUGCUUCCGGAAGAAGCUCCAUCUGCUCGAGACCAAAAUGCAAGCUUCAAAGAAGAGGCAUUAGCUCUGACCAAAACAAAUCCAGUGGAAAAGAAGCUUGUGACUGAGCAGGUGCCAUUUAGGAAGAAAGAUACUCUGGCGUCGGCAAGACUACAGCAAGGAUUCCACAAAGCUGAAAAAAGUAGAUCAACCCAAUCUCACAGCAAAAGCAGGUUGCAACGGACAACAGUCUCAUCCAGAUUAAAAAUGAAUCCACAGCCUGUGAAAGACAGUAGGGCCCCUUGGAUCCCUCCAAACCCCACCUCCCCAUCAGCGUCUCCUAAAUGUGCUGCCUGGUUAAAGGUGAAAUCCAGCUCCAAAGAUGUCACAAAAGAGCAGUCUGUCCAGCAAGAAGAUCCUCAAGAGGAAGGUCAAUUGAGAGGUGCUGUUGAGCAAGAAGCAGCUAGACUUGCUUGGCUUGAUGCUGAAACUUCCAAAAGAUUGAAGGAACUUGGAGAAUUAAAAGCUGAAGAAAUGGACAAAAUGCAAAAACAGAGGCUCGAUUGGCUCGAUGCUGAAACUUCCAGAAGAACAAAGGAAUUGAAUAAACUCAAAACUGAAGAAGUGGAUAGACUUCACAACUUGAGUGAUUCUGCCACCCAGUUAGCAGACAAGGUAGAGAAGACAGUUCUGGAGCAUUUGAAGCCUCUCCUGGCCAAGGCUCAGAGAGUCAAUUCUUCUUUGGAAGCAGAUACUCAUUUGAAGGGUCGGCCGUCAGUGAACACAGCGACAGCCCAGCCUGCAGAGGAGACUACCGCUGUUGAUUGUGAAUCCAACAAUGUCCGUCAGCUGGAUAAUUCUUUAGAAGAUUCCUCUCGUGAGUUCUGGGCUGUGACUCAGUCCAGGAUCUUGGAGCCUGAUGCCUUAGCCACUUUGGGGGACAGCAAGGACAGCCCGUAUCUGGAGACCAUGAUGAUCCGAAUGGAGGAAAUGGAGAAAUACCAGGAGACAGUUCGCCAAAGAUACAAUAAAAUCAUUUAUACUGAUCUUCAUCUUUGGAUGCAGGAAGAAAAAAAUGACCACAAAAUCCCAGCAGUAAAUGAAAGGCCCCUCUCUCCUCAUCCAAUCAGGAUCACAAAGGUAGCAGCUAACGAAGACCCAAACGUGAACAUCGUGUUAGAAAAGCCCUGGGAUGGCAAUUCGCUGGAUGAAAAUGUGGGAACAGAAGAGGAAUCGGAGAAAAGAGAGGCUCCCCUCCUGCCCCUUUCAGAGGGUCCUCAGCAGAGACAGGGGCACGUUGCCCUCUCCGUCCCACCCGGAAUGCGGUCCAGCGUUGGUGACUACUGCGGCCGUUUUGAGCAGUACCUCCGGAUGGUGUCUCACGAGGCCGUGGGCUCCUUCAAUCCUUGGCUGAUUGCUGAAAGCUUUUCAGAUGAGCUGGUCGAUGAAGCGCUGGGAGCCGUGGCUGCUGAACUUCAGGAUAUGUGUGAAGAUUAUGCAGAAGCAGUCUUCACCUCAGAAUUCUUAGAGGCUGCUACGUAAAGGCCCUCCAAGAUGGGGGCCCCUUAUGUCCCACUGAAGAAGGGACAGUACCACACUUUGUUUCCAGGCCUCAGGAAGUCUUUAUCUUCAGCUCUUCGCCCAGGCCAAGAAGGUGCUGACUCCUGCAAGAAGGAAAUGCCCUAAGGUCAUCCUUACUGCGUUUUCUCACCCCCACAGCAAUGGUUCUGGUCGUCUGGGAUGGGCAUUGUGUUGUAUUUAUCAGUCCCCAGGAAACACGGAUUAUGACAAUGUGAUAUUUACUGAAUGUAUAAUUUUCCUAUUGAAAUAUGUUCAUUCCACUGCCUGAGUAUGGAGAUCAGAAUGUUUUGAAAGGUAAUAGGUAUAUUUCAUACAGGGAUUCAAGUUGCUGUUGAACCCACGGGUGGCAUUAACGCCAUCAAUAGUGCAGUUACUCCCUGGUCCCAUCACCUGGCUCAUGUUGCCGUCUUUGGCAAUUUCCUGUCAGGACCCCGUCCCACAGUGGGUUAUGGACUCGUGGGGAGCACAGGGUUUGGUUUUGUUGCCAAACCUCUGCUCUGCUGCAGCUCAUUAAAAAUAGGAACCCACAACAAUAAGCACACAUUUCUCUCAUGUUCACUUCCUCGGUGGCUUUUCACAUUUUGAGUUCCUGAGUCUUUUAUUGCCAUGGCUUGACAUAUUCCGGUAUACAAAACUUUUUCUGAAUUCAGAGGAAGCUUGAGGACAUCGGGAGUGGGCCGGGCCUUCUCUUGUGCCUGGUUGAAGGUACAGAGCUCACUUCCAUCUCUGGUGAGGUCAGAAGUUCCUGCAUUUCCGCACCACGCAGGACCCUGGUGUGGGAGGAAGAACCUGUCUGGGUGAUAUGAAGACCUCUGUGUCUCUCCAGAGAAAGGAAGAAACUUAAGAACCAUGAGAGCUUGGUCGUUGAACAUCUCCUAAGUCCUAUUUUACCAAGAGAAAAGCCUCCGUGUUUUCAGAAAUUCUGAAUUCAGAAAAAGAAAUGUGCAUAAGCCCACUGCCUGGAAAAAGGUUCCCUCGAUGUUUUGCCUGAGGCUUGGUGAAAGAAUUGUGAAGGAUGAGUGAUGUGAGACUUACCUUACAGGAUAAUGUGAAUCUUUUUUAUAACACGUGUAAUGUCGUCAUCUGGGAUUUUUCUCUGAAGUACAAGAAUUUCAGGUGAUAAUUUAAGCUGCUUGAUCCCACUUAUUUGUACAAAAUUGAUUUUCGUUUAAUGUUAAUGUUUUCCUGCUUAAUUUUAUGUAACCUCAGAAUUAAAAAGGCAUCAAGGGAAAUUAAAGGUCUUUAAUUUGAGGAGUUAAAAUGUGUACACUUGACUUGAUAGGAGCAUCUGUCAUUGAUAGCUUAAAGUAAUUUGUGUGGCAGUUUUUACUGUGCUGAUUUUUA
Messenger RNA from Rhinolophus ferrumequinum (greater horseshoe bat), 5167 nucleotides. Its product is annotated as KIAA0753 ortholog. The record is from RefSeq and is a predicted model, not a curated record. Gene Ontology annotation, cellular component: centriolar satellite. Lineage: Eukaryota; Metazoa; Chordata; Mammalia; Chiroptera; Rhinolophidae. Bases 872 to 3784 code for a protein of 970 amino acids. Gene Ontology annotation, biological process: protein localization to centrosome; centriole replication. The transcript is spliced from 19 exons.